AUGCCGAUUGCAUUGGAGGGGACGGAAUUUCACCCAACUAUCACACAGCCAAUUGUCAAUGUGGACGCCGGAGAUGCAACAAAUAGCUUCCGAACAGCGCUGGCUGUCGAAGUGCCUUUGAUGGUGUUAGCAAUCAGCACUGUGGUUCUCAGAGUUUAUUCAAGAUUAGCUAUCAAGAAAAGGCUUGCCGCAGAUGAUAUUUUGAUACUGCUAGGCACUGGAGCUGCUUUUGCACGCACUGUCAUAUCAUGUAUGAGUGCAGAGGAUAACUGGGGCUAUGAUAGAAAAGGCCCUGAUCGAACAUCAGAAGUACCAUAUUAUCAGCAGCACAUCUUCGAAAGACGUAUCGCUUACCUCUUCGCUGUUACCUUUACUCGGUUUUCAGUCCUUGCAUACUAUCUGCGCAUCUUCCCGCCUGGGAUGGCAUCGCUCCGAAAAUGUUGUUACAUUCUUCUUGCCAUGGCCCUUGCACUCUUCAUCGAGGUCCUUACCGUACUCAUUGUAUACUGUGAAAACAUCAGCAAGCUUUGGACCGACGACUGGCUCGACUUCACUGGGUCGCAAUGUUUCAGUUCCGCCGUAUAUAGCUACUCCGCAGCCAUCGGUGACAGCAUCAUUGACAGCAUGAUAUUCGCUCUCCCAAUCGUAUAUGUCUGGCAGCUCUCCAAGCUGAAACUCCGCCAGCGCCUCGGUCUCGUCGUGAUAUUCGGCCUCGGCUUCACCGUCUGCGUAGUCGCCCUCCUCCAGAUCCCCUUCAUCAAGCGCAGAGAAAGCAACAUGCAGUAUUUUGGCUCCGCGGUCAACAUUCUUAUCUCCAUCCAAAUCUCCUUCGCCAUAAUUGCCGCCUCACUUCCUGAUCUCCGCGCCCUCAUAGCCCGAAAGUUCCCUCACUUUUCUCCCCUCCACCACCGCAGCUUAGCGACAAACGGCGGUCGCCAACCCAGCGGAGGCUCCGAGAGAGGCAGAAUCGGCGUCUGGGACGCAGAGCAAGGCUCUCCAGCAGAAGGCGCUCCAGCAGAAAAUGCCCACGCAACUCCUGUAGGAAAAAAGAUAUUUAGGAAACCAGACUGGCUGCGCAACAGCAUACCCGCGAGUUUAAUGUCCACCAUGAUUACGCAAAACGAAGUCAUGAGGGUUUCCACCGAGGAACCACCGGUUCCACCUCAGACACCCGAGAAAGUAAAGACACCAAUUUGA
Bipolaris victoriae FI3 is the source of this 1197-nucleotide messenger RNA. RefSeq lists its product as hypothetical. Lineage: Eukaryota; Fungi; Ascomycota; Dothideomycetes; Pleosporales; Pleosporaceae. The coding region runs from base 1 to 1197 and encodes 398 amino acids. The transcript has 4 exons. The record is from RefSeq and is a predicted model, not a curated record.